CCAUGUGUGCGUCCAAGACGUACGGUUAUCAAGGAUUUAAGUCGUUCGCGGUGCAGCAAUGUCCGACGCUCAAACCGGGCGAGACGUACGAGCAGCGUGCCACCAAGUUCUCGUCAAUGGGCUCGCGUAUAAUUUCCUCACCAACCAUGAAUCGCAUGGGAAGGAACGCACACGAGUCUGUGGCCAUGCAGACUGGCCAGCUAGUGCAACCAGAGGACUACCGAGUGCCUGAUCGUCGUGGUGUGAGUGUGAACCAGAAGCAGCCAAACUCAAAGCCGUUCAUCGCGAACACGACGUACCUACACGACUUCCCGCCAUUUGGUGACGAUUGCCGACGAGCUCUUCAAGUGACGCUGGGAGACUACGAAACAGCUUUCGUGGCCGUAGCGAAGAAGAACAACCAGCACGACGGAACGAUGAUCCAGUUGCUUCAAGUAUCGGAGGUUCUUAAACUCGCGCUUGGUGACGCUGCUGCUCCUCGUGUAAUCGACCUAUUCCACAGCUACCUGGAUCGUGGUGGGAGCAGCCGCGACCGGAUCUCGUGGGCUCUAUUCUGUCAGGCUGUAGACCAUGUGAAUAGUCUGUUUGAUCACGAGCUGCACCACGGCAAGACGUUACCCUCGAGUAUCAAGACGUGGGGCACCAUGACUUUCACCGAGAAGCAGUUCAACGAGUAUCUUGUGCACUCUUCGACACCAGCUAGCAGCCACCAAAAAGACUUUGGCACCUAUGGAGACAACCCCCUUGACCGACCUUACAUGCGAAAGCGAGGAAUGGCGUCAACCACAGCAGACUUGAACCCAGCAGCCACUCGUGUCACCAACCAGAUUCCUGGCUACGGCGGCUUCUUACCGCUGGAAUCCCACAGAACAGAGGCGCAGACGAACGAUAAAGACCUGCGGCCAACUCCACGUAUUGAGCUUCGACUUUACCACAGUGAAAACAUCCCAGGCUACACCGGACACAAGCCAGUGGACUGCGCGAACUACCGAGGAGAGUGCCGUGCUGGAAGUGACCUUGACACAACAACAGGAGACAGUUACAAGCCACACAAGUAGGUUGAGUGUAGUAUUGCUACGUUUAAUCUGGCGUAUCACGCCGUAGUAGGAGGCACAUACCCCAACAACUCGCUAAUAAACAUCUUGCCAUUA
Phytophthora infestans T30-4 is the source of this 1151-nucleotide messenger RNA. RefSeq lists its product as uncharacterized. The coding region runs from base 3 to 1058 and encodes 351 amino acids. The record is from RefSeq and is a predicted model, not a curated record. Lineage: Eukaryota; Oomycota; Peronosporomycetes; Peronosporales; Peronosporaceae. The transcript has a single exon.